Molecule: messenger RNA, 1623 nt
Organism: Periophthalmus magnuspinnatus
Lineage: Eukaryota; Metazoa; Chordata; Actinopteri; Gobiiformes; Gobiidae
Gene: nono
Product: non-POU domain containing, octamer-binding
Exons: 1
Coding region: 130-1443 (437 amino acids)
Biological process (GO): regulation of DNA-templated transcription
Cellular component (GO): nucleus
Molecular function (GO): RNA binding
Source: RefSeq, a predicted model, not a curated record
UUAGGUCACAAUAGCGUUUCUGCAGGAAGCCUCGCCAUUUUAGCAGCUCUUUGUGAGCCACGGCCUACAUUGAGGUUGUGUUGUAUUCUCCUAUCAGUUCACUCCUUUGUGUUUUCGUAAUUUUUUGAAAUGCAAGGAAACAGGGGUCCCCACCACAACCAUGGCGCUAAUCGCCACACCACUGGGCCUCCAGAGCAUGGCCACAGCGGCGGAGCGAACAGCAAUGGCCAGCAGCCUGACUCCUCCGAGCACAGGAGCGUCAAUGAGUCCCUCACUCUGGAUCUGCAAAGCUUUAGGAAGCCGGGAGAGAAAACAUUCACCCAGCGAUGCAGGCUGUUCGUGGGCAAUCUCCCUCCAGGCGUGACCGAGGAAGAGCUGGAUACCCUGUUCGCAAAGUACGGAAAGGCUAGUGAGAUUUUCGUCAAUAAGGAAAGAGGCUUCGGCUUCGUGCGGUUGGAGACCAGGAUCAUCGCAGAGAUUGCAAGAGCCGAGCUCGACGAUACUCCCUUCAGGGGAAAACCAAUACGAGUGAGGUUUGCUACUCACGGUGCAGCUCUGUCAGUGAAGAAUUUGCCUGAUUUUGCGUCAAACGAGCUUCUAGAGGAGGCCUUUGCUGUCUUCGGUCAAAUCGAGAGAGCAGUGGUCAUUGUGGAUGACCGAGGCAGGCCGACGGGGAAAGGAAUAGUGGAGUUCACCUCAAAGCCAGCUGCUAGAAAAGCCUUGGAUAAGUGUGGUGAUGGCGCCUAUCUCCUCACAGCGUUCCCAAGACCUAUUACAGUUGAGCCAAUGGAGCAACUGGAUGAAGAUGAAGGUUUACCAGAUAAGCUCAUCAACAAAAACCAGCAGUAUCAUAAAGAGAGGGAGCAGCCCCCACGGUUUGCACAGCCGGGCACUUUUGAGUACGAGUAUGCCAUGCGUUGGAAAGCUCUGAUGGAGAUGGAGAAACAGCAGUAUGAGAUGGUGGACCGUAACAUGAAAGAGGCUCAAGAGAAACUAGAGACAGAAAUGGAGGCUGCACGACAUGAACACCAGGUGAUGCUGAUGAGACAGGACCUGCUCCGGCGUCAGGAGGAGCUGAGGCGCAUGGAGGAACUGCACAGUCAGGAGGUGCAGAAGAGGAAGCAGGCCGAGCUGCGGCAAGAAGAGGAGAGGAGGCGCCACGAGGAGGAGCUCCGGAUGCGCAAUGAGGAGAUGAUGAAGAGGCAGCAGGAGGGCUUCAGAGGGAACUUCUCUGAGAGCAGAGAGCCCGACAUGAGGAUGCACAUGGGUAUGCCCAUGAACAGAAACUCACUGGGGGGCAACUCAGGCCAGUCUGGAGGAGCUGAGGGUAGCCCCGUGAUGUCUGGAAACAGCAACAUGCCUGGGCCAGGACAGGGGGGCUUCCCCAGAGGCCUUCCUGGACCAGGGGACUAUGUAGUACCUAAUAAACAGCGCAGGUUUUGAAUUGUGUCUUUCACCCUGUUUUAAAAGUUCACACUGUGAGCAUCAUUGUUAAAAUUGCAUGUUUAUUUUUUACUUUUUAUUUGUACUUGUAUACAUUUUGUACUAAAAUUCCAUGACUCUCAAAACAAGAUUUAUUUUACUGUAUUUCUCAUGCAAAUGUGACUACUUGUAGGGAUUUUU